AUGGCAAGUGAAAGCCCAACCAAGUAUUCUGAAAUCGUGGCAGAAGACCUCAAUAAGUUAUUCGACGCGGGCGACGAGGCUGAAGUGGAUGUAGUCUUUGUCCACGGUCUGAGAGGCCACCCAAAGUCUACUUGGGAAAUGCUUGACCCUACAGAUCCAACCGAGUCAAUUUUCUGGCCUAAGGACCUGCUUCCUGAAACGAUAAAAGCCUCUCGAAUUUUCAGUUUCGGAUAUCCCACGGACUUUGCGACCUUUUAUCCUAUUGUCACCCCUGAAUCCAUUGCACAUACGACUAUCGAUAAUCAUUCGAGUUCAUUAAUACUGAAAUUGGCCAACGAAAGGCGUGACACCAACACGUCAUCUCGUCCAAUCAUCUUCGUCGCACACUCGCUCGGGGGUCUCGUGGUUGCAAAUGCACUGGCAAACCAUUAUGGGUCAGAUGUUCAGGGCGAAGAAGUUGUGGAACAUACAUGCGGGGCCAUCUUUCUGGGCACGCCCUUCAAAGGCUCUGACAAAGCAAUGUGGGCAAAGAUGGCCAAAAAAGUCCUAGGCAUGUUUGGAGAUAGCACUGAUCAAACAAUCCGAGACCUCGAUAAGCGCUCCACGAAGCUGCAACAGAUCAGCAUUGACUUUCACUUGCUAUUACAGAAGCGAUACGCAUCGAAGGACCAAAAGCCCAUUCAAGUUGCUUGCUUCUUUGAGCAGAAAACAACGAGAAAGACCUGGUGGAAGGCCAAGAGUGAUCUUGGACAGAUAGUCACCGCCGACUCGGCUACCCUAACUGGAUUCAACCCCAUUGGAAUUAGUGCAGACCACAUAACAAUGUGCAAGUUCCCCGAUGUACAGACUCCGGGUUAUAAGGAUGUGACAGGGAAGAUAAAGCUCAUGAUUUCGAACUUGAAUAAACCAACCGAGGAGUUGAAUAAAGGGGGACAAACCGUAAUAACUUUCGGUGAAUUCAAAGCAGGCGAUAACAAUGUGAAUAUGGGAGGAUACGUGAUGGGUCAUGUUGUGGGUACUACAAAAGAGGCCGUGAAUUUCACUCUCGCCAAUAACUGGGGGGGUUCCUCAAGCAGUUCCUCUCCUUUGGAGACUGCUAUAGCAGAACAAAAAAAAAGAAAUCAAGAGAGUGAGGGACACUAG
Molecule: messenger RNA, 1143 nt
Organism: Glarea lozoyensis ATCC 20868
Lineage: Eukaryota; Fungi; Ascomycota; Leotiomycetes; Helotiales; Helotiaceae
Product: alpha/beta-Hydrolase
Exons: 5
Coding region: 1-1143 (380 amino acids)
Source: RefSeq, a predicted model, not a curated record